CAUAGCUAUAGUCGUAUUUUUAAUUAGACGAAGUCAAUUGACAAUAGCUAAUGUCAAAUUGUAAAAUAAUGUUGCCACAAUAAAAGUAAUAGUGAUGCUUUCAGAUCUCAUUCAAUCAAAUGAAUGAACUAUGAGUGUGAAAUUUAUUUCAAAAUAUAAAAGAAUAUUAUUUCUAUUUAACAAUAAAAUUGUAUCAGUUUUUUGACGGCUUAUUACAAAGCGCGGUGCGGCGAAUACUGACAACACUGAUCGACACCGAGCGCGUCGGUCGCCAUUUUGUUUGUUAUUCGGCUUCUAACCUCCGGUCUGAUAGCACGUAUAUUUUUUCUGCGCUCACGUUGUUUUGUUAUUGUUUUUGUUAAGUUUUUCGUUACGUUGUGUUUGUUAUUUGUGUGAUAGUGGUUACUAUAUUGUUUCGUACAGACAAUAUGGAUCCUCAGCCAAGCACGUCAAGCCAAAGCUUGUCUCCGAGAAAAAAAAGACCACGGGUUGCUUUAAGCGUUACUGAAAAAGUGAUGAUACAGAACGUGUACAAACACGUAUUUGAGGAGAAAGCUGCUACAUUAUUACCUUUCGAGACUCCUGAAAAACAGGAAUGUGUUUCAAAAACAGCAGAUAUUUUGGGAAUUGGUGUGACCUCGGUGUACAGCGUAUUAAAAGAAUACAAAGAAAAUGAACAAUUUAAGUCUCCAGAAAAACGUGGUCCGAAACAUAAUUUCAAAGACAAAUUAGACGACUUCACUUUUACAGCUAUAAGGCGAAAAGUGCAUCAGUUUUUUUAUGCUAAUGAGCCACCCACCAUUGCAAAGGUUCUGAAGGUUGUCAAUGAAGACACCGACUUGCCCAAUUUUUCUUGGAGUACGUUAAGAAAAAUAAUGAAACAUUUAAAUUUUAAAUAUGCCACCAAAUCAAGGCAAAGUAUUUUAAUUGACCGACAAGACAUUAUUUUAUGGCGCCAACGAUACCUUCGACAAAUUAAAGAGUAUCGAAGAGAAGGAAGGUAUAUUUAUUACCAAGAUGAGACCUGGAUCAACGAAGGUCAUGCACCAAAGAAGGCAUGGAUUGACCAGACAGUGCUAUCGUCCCGCCAGGCCUUCUUAGAUGGCUUGACCACUGGAUUGAAACAGCCUUCAGGAAAGGGCAAACGUUUAAUCAUAGGCCAUAUAGGCGGAGAAGAAGGAUUCGUAGAAGACAGCCUAUUGAUUUUUGAAUCUGUAAAAAACAAAGACGAUUACCACCAGGAAAUGAAUGCUGAUGCCUUUGAGAAGUGGUUUAGUGAAGUCUUGCCAAAAUUAAAACCAAAUUCAGUAGUGGUUAUAGAUAAUGCCCCCUAUCACUCCAGGAAACUCGAAUCGUUUCCUACAAUGUCCUGGACUAAGUCUAGAAUUCAAGAGUGGCUAACGAGCAAAAAUAUAUCAUUUGAAACCACGAUGAUUAAAGCUACACUGAUAGAAAUUGUACGGCAACAUAAACACCAACACGGUGAAAAGUUUGUUGUGGACGAGAUGGCGGCGCAGCAUGGUAUAACCGUAUUACGCCUGCCCCCAUACCACUGUGAGCUCAACCCCAUUGAGUUGGUAUGGGCGCAGGCUAAAGGGUAUGUGGCAAGGAAAAACAAAACAUUUAAAAUGCAGGAAGUGAAAAAUCUUUUUGAAGAAGGACUUAACCUUGUCACAGCAGGAAAAUGGAAAAGCUGCGUGUCCCACGUCAUAAAAGAAGAAGAAAAAAUGUACGGUCUCGACCACAUAAUUGACAACAUUUCAGAUAGAUUUAUUAUUAAUGUGACCGAAAGUGAUAGUGACGAUUUUGUAUCGGAGGAUGAAGAUGAAUAAAAAUAAAUGAUUUUAUAAGCAA
Spodoptera frugiperda (fall armyworm) is the source of this 1854-nucleotide messenger RNA. RefSeq lists its product as uncharacterized. Lineage: Eukaryota; Metazoa; Arthropoda; Insecta; Lepidoptera; Noctuidae. The transcript has 3 exons. Bases 429 to 1832 code for a protein of 467 amino acids. Gene Ontology annotation, molecular function: nucleic acid binding. The record is from RefSeq and is a predicted model, not a curated record.